GAAUCACUGCCGCCGCUCUAGUGCCGUCGAAUAGUGAAACCAUUCGUUUUACGUUUCAGUAAAGAAAGGUUCAGUAUGAGUAGCGAAGACACGAGCAGUAGCGCUAAUAAUUCCGAAGAAGCUGUGGCUCCCGCCGAAGCCCCGGCGGAGAAUGUGGCUGCGCAACAGGAGAGAUCCGAACGCGAGCAAGUGCUCGAGCAGUACAGAGCAAAAAUCCGCGAGCAUCGUGAGGUGGAAGCCCGGUUGAAGCGGAUGCGAGAAGAUGCGAAAGGUCUGCAAGGGCGUUUCCAAAAGACAGAAGACGAUUUAAGCGCCUUGCAGUCGGUAGGAAUGAUUAUUGGGGACGUCUUGAAGCGUCUUGAUCCUGAACGAUUCAUUGUCAAGGCCAGCUCUGGACCACGCUAUGUUGUUGGUUGUAGGGCUCGUCUGCAGCACAAUCUUCUCAAGCCAGGCACUCGUGUUGCUCUCGAUAUGACGACCUUGACGAUCAUGCGAAUUCUCCCUCGCGAGGUGGACCCAACUGUUUUUCACAUGCAAGCCGGCGAAGAAGAAGGUGGCGUUUCCUUUGGCGACAUUGGUGGACUCAAUGAACAAAUUCGUGAGCUCCGGGAGGUCAUUGAACUUCCCCUGACCAACCCCGAGCUAUUUAUCCGUGUUGGAAUUAAGGCUCCGAAGGGUGUCUUACUCUACGGACCUCCCGGAACGGGCAAGACACUUCUGGCCCGCGCACUGGCGUCGAACAUUAGCGCUACCUUUCUCAAAGUAGUCGCUUCCGCUAUUGUCGACAAAUACAUCGGCGAAUCCGCCCGUAUUAUUCGCGAGAUGUUUGGUUUUGCCAGGGAUCAUGAGCCCUGCGUGAUUUUCAUGGACGAAAUUGACGCCAUUGGUGGUUCCCGUUUCUCAGAGGGUACCUCUGCAGACCGAGAAAUCCAGCGUACGCUGAUGGAACUCUUGAACCAAAUGGACGGCUUUGAAGAGCAAGGUCAGGUCAAAAUGGUCAUGGCCACCAAUCGCCCGGAUAUUCUCGAUCCAGCCUUGCUGCGUCCCGGCCGCCUCGAUCGCAAGAUUGAAAUCCCAGAACCCAACGAAUCGCAGCGGCUGGAGAUUUUAAAAAUUCACGCGUCCGGCAUUACCAAAAGGGGUGACAUUGACUUUGAAUCCGUCGUGAAGCUCGCGGAUGGAUUGAACGGGGCGGAUAUGCGGAAUGUAUGUACCGAAGCGGGAUUGUUCGCCAUCCGGUCGGAUCGAGAUUAUGUACUCGAAGAAGACUUUAUGAAGGCAGCCCGGAAGAUAUUGGACAACAAGAAACUCGAAUCCAAACUCGACUAUAGCAAAGUGUAAAUUGUAAGGCAACUUGCAUAAGUCC
This is a messenger RNA of Phaeodactylum tricornutum CCAP 1055/1, 1366 nucleotides long. RefSeq lists its product with no specific name. Gene Ontology annotation, molecular function: ATP binding; ATP hydrolysis activity; proteasome-activating activity. Lineage: Eukaryota; Bacillariophyta; Bacillariophyceae; Surirellales; Neidiaceae. The record is from RefSeq and is a predicted model, not a curated record. Gene Ontology annotation, biological process: positive regulation of RNA polymerase II transcription preinitiation complex assembly. Gene Ontology annotation, cellular component: proteasome regulatory particle, base subcomplex; cytosolic proteasome complex. The transcript has a single exon. The coding region runs from base 76 to 1341 and encodes 421 amino acids.